AUGACAAACCCUAUGCCAGUGCCGUCUUCGCCGGAAGACACCGCGAAGGCCGACACGGCCCGGGGUGCCAAGAAUGACAGCGAGAAUCUCAAGGCGCAGCUUCCGUCUCAGCUCGUCAAUCAGGCUCAACCUGAGAUUUACUUGGAAGCACUAGUGCGAUAUCCAAAUGACGAAUCUAUUGACCAGGCCGACGAAAAGCGCCUUGUGCGAAAGCUAGACAUGCGCAUCUUGCCGUUGCUGGGCAUAUGUUACUUUUUUUACUACGUUGACAAGACGACCCUUUCAUACGCUGCAAUAUUCGGCCUGAAAGAAGGGCUCGGCCUCAAAGGGGAGGAGUAUGCCUGGCUAUCGUCGAGCUUUUAUUUUGGCUGGCUGAUAUGGGCCAUUCCAUCCAAUCUCAUCAUGCAACGAAGCCCUCCUGCCUACUACCUCGCUUUCAACAUCUUUAUGUGGGGAGCUCUUCUAAUGGCUCAAGCGGCGGCCGUCAACUUCGCGGGGUUACUUGCUUUACGAAUAUUAUCGGGCGCGUUCGAGGCCAUUGCAGACCCGGCCUUUAUGCUUAUUACUUCCAUGUUCUACACCCGCGCUGAGCAGCCCAGCCGUAUCUCGGCGUGGUAUGCGUGGAAUGGGAUCGGUGUUGCGGGCGGUGGACUCAUCGGGUACGGAAUCGGCCACAUCAAAGGCUCCCUAUCAUCGUGGCGGUAUGAGUUCGUCGUGGUGGGCGCGUUUUGCUCAGCCUGGGCCGUGGUGCUCGGGUUAGGCUUCAACACGUUCCAGACGGCGCUCUUGGGGAUCCCGCAGGGCGUGCUGGUUGUGAUUUGGAUUGGGCUGGGUGCUGUCGCCAACAGGUUCAUGCCCAACAACUGCCGCACUCUGAUCUGUGCCUUGUUUAUGAUUCCAACGAUUGCAGGCGCGCUUGGCUUCUUGCUUGCGCCUGCUGAUGCCUAUGUUGGGCGUUUGGUGUGCUUCUACCUCACAGGCUCCUACCAAGCCUCCUUCGUCAUCUCUCUGUCCCUUAUCACGUCCAAUACGGGCGGUCAAUCCAAGAAGAUGAUCGUAUCAGGCAUGAUUUGGUUCGGCGCCUGCAUCGGCAACAUCGCUGGCCCCUUCUUCUACCGCUCCGACCAGGCGCCCAAGUACCCUCUCGGCAUCGGCAGCCUGCUGGUGGCAAAUUGUGCCGAGCUAGCUCUGUUCUUCGUGUUUCGGUACGCUUUCAUCUGGGAGAACAAGAAAAAGGAGCGCCAAAGGGAGGCGUUGAGGGCUGAGGGUGGAGGGUUGCUGGCCGGUGAGGAUGAGACGGCUUUUAUGGAUCUGACUGAUGGGGAGAAUCCCAACUUUACAUAUAUUUAUUAG
Molecule: messenger RNA, 1353 nt
Organism: Pyricularia grisea
Lineage: Eukaryota; Fungi; Ascomycota; Sordariomycetes; Magnaporthales; Pyriculariaceae
Exons: 5
Coding region: 1-1353 (450 amino acids)
Biological process (GO): transmembrane transport
Cellular component (GO): membrane
Molecular function (GO): transmembrane transporter activity
Source: RefSeq, a predicted model, not a curated record